AUGAUGUCAAAUACUGCACGUGGGGAAGCAAAAUGUCAACACAACUUAAAGAACCUUCGUUAAAAAACUUAACGACAGGAGAUUACGGGAGAUUAAAACCCCAUCAACACCAGCCUCUGCAAGACCUUACAAAACCACACAUUGAUUCCUUCAAUGCAUUGAUCCAUGGUGGAUUAUCACGAGCAGUGCAGACUAUUCCGCCAGUUGAUUUUGCCUUGCCAAAUGGAGACAGGGUUGCAUUUAAGAUGCUGGAUGCCACAAUAUCAUAUCCAACAGUGGAUUUAGGGAACAAAUAUGCACAGACACUCAAAGUUUAUCCGGCUGAGUGUCGUGAGCGGGGGAGUUCGUACCUGGGCAGUCUGAGCAUCAGUAUGCUCUGGAAGGUUAAUGGAAGGAUACAGGGCACAGUCGAAAGGAAGAUCGCCGACGUCCCCAUCAUGGUCAAGUCCAGCGUCUGCAAUCUAAACGGUCUUACUCCGAAAGAGUUAGUGCGUAGAGGUGAAGAGGCUGAGGAAAUGGGAGGGUACUUUAUUUCUAAUGGUAAUGAGAAAGUGAUCAGAAUGCUGGUUAUGCCGAGGAGGAACUUUCCCACCUGUAUAAAUCGUCCAUCCUGGAAGAACCGCGGGAAACAGUACACAGAGUACGGUGUGUCUCUACGCAGCGUAGGAGAGGACAACAUCGGAGUGAACAAUGUCCUGCACUACUUGUCCAAUGGAUCUGCCUCCCUCUGCUUCAGCCAUCAGAAGGAAAUGUUCUUUGUACCUGUGGUCUUCAUUCUAAAGGCUUUACACAAUGUGACAGACAAGUUUAUAUAUGAUCAGCUGAUCCAAGGCAAGGAAGACAACUCCUUUUACAAAGGGUGUGUCAUAGCCAUGUUACGUCAUGCGCUAUCAGAAAAUCUUACCACCCAGAAAACGGUGCUGGCUUAUAUGGGGGAAAUAUUCCGUGUGAAACUUAAUCUCCCACCCUGGUACACCGACCAAGAUGUGGGGGAAUACUUAAUCAAGUACUGUAUAUGUGUACACCUGGACAACAAUGUGGACAAGUUUCACCUCUUGGUCUAUAUGACGAGGAAGCUGUUUGCAUUUGCCAAGGGUGAGUGUGCGGCUGAGAGCGCAGACAAUCCAAUGUUUCAGGAACUGCUGCUAGGGGGGCAACUGUAUGGGAUGAUUCUUAAGGAAAAACUCCACGACUGGAUGAUAUCUGUGAAGAGUUCCAUUGAUAGGACUGCUAAAAAUUACAAGGAGCAGGAAUAUGUCCUUACAGAGGUAACAAUGAACGAUGCUCUAAGACACACGACCAACAUCACUAAGUCCAUGGAAUACUUCAUGGCCAGUGGCUCCAUCCACUCGCGGAGUGGACUGGGUCUGAUGCAGGUCACCGGAUUAACAGUGGUGGCGGAUAAGCUGAACUUCUUCCGAUACAUCUCACAUUUCCGCUGUGUACACAGAGGGUCGUUCUUCAGUGAGAUGAGAACAACGGCAGUCAGAAAACUCCUUCCUGAAGCCUGGGGUUUCCUCUGUCCUGUCCACACCCCUGACGGUAGCCCCUGCGGACUACUGAAUCACUUAACGGCCCUCGCAGGGGCUGUGACAUCUCACCUGAGUAACAAACACCUUGCCAGCCUGUUGUUCUCCAUGGGAACGACCCCGUGUGACGCCCCGGCCAUGGCCCCCAUGUCCAAGUGCUUCACUGUAUUCCUAGAUGGAAGGAUUCUGGGAUACCUUCACGAGGACAUCGCUCAGAGUGUGGAAAAGAGGCUCAGGUUCAUGAAAGUCAAAGGUCUCAGUAAGGUUCCCCCAAUGUCAGAAAUCUGUCUUGUACCUAAAACAAAGUUUGCCAGCCAGUACCCUGGUCUGUACAUAUUUACAAGCACUGCACGAAUGAUUCGUCCUGUGUGGAACCUUGCUACAGAUUGUAAGGAGUGGAUAGGGACAUUUGAACAAGUGUACAUGGACAUCUGUAUCACACCCGAAGAGGCCAUCCAAGGGGUUACAACACACCAGGAGCUUAGUGAGGUCUCCAUGCUGUCCACUGUAGCUCAGUUCACACCUUUCUCUGACUUCAACCAGAGUCCUCGAAACAUGUACCAAUGUCAGAUGGGUAAGCAGACUAUGGGGUUCCCCGUACAUGCCCUGGACCGGCGGGCGGACAACAAGCUGUACAAACUCCAGACCCCCCAGUCCCCCGUGGUCCGGCCGGUGAUGUACGACCACUACGAGAUGGAUACCUACCCGCUGGGUACUAAUGCCAUCGUGGCUGUCAUGUCAUACACUGGAUAUGAUAUGGAAGAUGCCAUGAUUUUAAACAAGUCGUCCUUUGAACGAGGGUUUGCACAUGCCAGCAUUUAUAAAUCACAGAUUAUUGACUUAAACAGUGACCACCAUGGGCGCAUUCUACAAAUAUUUGGCUGUCUCCCCGAUAACUCUCAUUUCUUGGGUGACCGUCUGACAAAGGAGGGGCUGCCCCACAUAGGAACCUACUUACAGAGGGGAGACCCUUUCUACAGUACAAUCAAUAUACAAACUGGUAAGUCCCGUGAAUAUAGCUAUACCUCUGAUGAACCGGCUUACGUGCACCAGAUUAAAGCCCUGGGGGACACAACAGGAAUACAGGAGCUGUCUCGAGUCUGUAUUGUCCUUAGGGUCAAGAGAAACCCCAUCAUUGGAGACAAGUUUUCUAGUCGUCAUGGACAGAAAGGUGUUUGCAGUAUGAUGUGGCCAGUAGAGAACAUGCCCUUUACAGAGAGUGGAAUGACUCCAGACAUUUUGUUCAAUCCUCAUGGCUACCCAUCCAGAAUGACCAUUGGGAUGAUGAUAGAGAGCAUGGCGGGUAAGUCGGCCUCCCUCCAUGGCGUGUGUCACGACGCCACGCCCUUCCAGUUUUCCGAGGAGGAACCGGCCAUUGAUCACUUUGGAAAACUCCUGGUCAAAGCUGGAUAUAAUUAUUACGGCACAGAGAGGAUGUUCAGUGGGGUAAACGGCCAGGAGUUGGAGGCAGACAUCUUUAUAGGGGUGGUCUACUAUCAGAGACUCAGGCACAUGGUGUCAGAUAAAUUUCAGGUCAGAACAACUGGACCGGUUGACCCCCUUACUCAUCAGCCGGUCAAAGGUCGCAAACGGGGUGGAGGGGUCAGAUUUGGUGAAAUGGAGCGUGAUGCACUGAUUGCUCAUGGAACAUCUUAUCUCCUUAAAGAUAGACUGUUGGAUUGUUCCGAUGUCAGCAAGGCCAGAGUUUGCACAAGUUGUGGAAGCAUCUUAUCCCCAUAUUUAGAAAAACUAAGGAUGGGCUCGGUGACGGAUGCGUCGGAGCGUAACCGCCGCUGGACCUGCAAGGCGUGUAAACAGAAGGACUCGGUUCAAACCAUCACCCUACCAUUCGUGUUCAGAUACCUCGUGGCAGAACUCUCAGCCAUGAAUAUCAAAGUGAAGCUUGACGUGGCCCCAAUUAGUAGUCAGUGAUGUGUGUGAUGGGAUGUUGUGUGUCGAUUAUAGAAACUGUUUGUGUGUGGAAGUAUGUGAACAGUUAUUGAUAUGAGAGAGAGAGAGAGAGAGAGAUGUACAAUUAAGUACAAACGUACCUAUGAGGACUUUAUUCUUGUUAUGUUAAUUUACCAUGUUAUGAAUUUAUGCAAAUAAAUUGAAUAAUGAAUGAA
Messenger RNA from Magallana angulata, 3655 nucleotides. RefSeq names its product DNA-directed RNA polymerase I subunit RPA2-like. Gene Ontology annotation, molecular function: ribonucleoside binding; DNA binding; DNA-directed RNA polymerase activity. Gene Ontology annotation, cellular component: nucleus; RNA polymerase I complex. Lineage: Eukaryota; Metazoa; Mollusca; Bivalvia; Ostreida; Ostreidae. The coding region runs from base 33 to 3461 and encodes 1142 amino acids. The transcript is spliced from 30 exons. The record is from RefSeq and is a predicted model, not a curated record. Gene Ontology annotation, biological process: DNA-templated transcription.